GGCACGCCUUGGUAGGUGAUUGGUGAGGUAAGAUGGCGGCGCCAGAAGAGCAAGAAUUAUCUCAGGCACAGACCGAAAAACUCCUCCAGUUUCAGGACUUGACUGGAUUGGAGUCCAUGGACCAAUGUCGUCGUACAUUAGAACAGCAUAAUUGGAAUAUAGAGGCUGCGGUACAAGACCGACUCAAUGAACAGGAGGGAGUGCCCAGUGUCUUUAACCCUCCGCCAUCCAGACCCUUACAGGUCAACACAGCAGACCACAGAGUUUAUAGUUACAUUGUUUCAAGGCCGCAGCCCAGGGGAUUACUAGGAUGGAGCUACUACUUAAUAAUGCUACCUUUCAGAUUGACAUACUACACACUUCUUGAUAUAUUCAGGUUUGCUCUGCGGUUCAUUAGGCCCGAUCCUCGUGGUCGUGUGACGGACCCAGUUGGGGACGUUGUAUCAUUUAUUCACAGCUUUGAGGAGAAAUAUGGCCGGUCACACCCAGUGUUUUACCAGGGAACAUACAGCCAGGCACUCAAUGAUGCCAAACGUGAGCUACGCUACUUAUUAGUAUACCUUCAUGGAGAGGAUCACCAAGACACUGACGAUUUCUGCCGUUCCACAUUGUGUACAGAAGAGGUUGUAGCCUUCCUCAACACGCAGAUGCUCUUUUGGGCAUGCUCCACCAGCAAACCAGAGGGUUACAGAGUAUCCCAGGCGUUGCGGGAGAACACUUACCCCUUCCUUGCCAUGAUCAUGCUUAAGGACCGUAAGAUGACAGUGGUGGGCAGGCUGGAGGGACUUAUUCAGCCGGAGGACUUCAUCAACCAGCUCAACUUCAUCAUGGAGGCUAACCAAACAUAUCUGAUGUCAGAGCGUCUUGAACGGGAGGAGAGGAACCAGACCCAAGUGCUGAGGCAGCAGCAGGAUGAGGCCUAUCUUGCCUCUCUCCGAGCUGACCAAGAGAAGGAUCGAAAGAAAAGGGAAGAGCAGGAGCAGAAGAGGCAAGAAGAGGAGAAGGUUCGCCAGAGUGCUCUUGCUGAGGAAAGGCGACUAAGGACUCUCGAGGAGGAGAAAGAGAGAAAGUCAGAAUGUCUUCCUCCAGAGCCUCCUGCAGAUGAUCCAGAAAGUGUCAAAAUCGUGUUUAAGCUGCCCAAUGACACACGAGUAGAAAGGCGAUUCCUUUUUGGGCAGUCAUUGACGGUAAUAUAUGACUUCCUCUUCUCGUUGAAAGAAACCCCAGAGAAAUUUCAGAUAGUUACAAACUUCCCUCGCCGUAUCUUGCCCUGCCUUCCAACUGAGGAGCAGCCCAACCCACCCACGCUGAAAGAGGCAGGACUCAGCCGCUCCGAGGUGCUUUUUGUUCAGGACCUCACGGACGAUUAACAGAAUAGCAUACCUCUCCUACAUGGAAGACGAAUUUUUUUUCCAUCCCUUAGUCGACCCAUUUUAUUUCUGUUAAAUGGCCAUUAUGCACAAUGGAUUGGUGACCUAAUCUGAAAAUCAAGAUAAACCACCCCGCGUCCAGUACAUAUUUGGUUUUGUUUAAAGGGUUCCCAAAAGCCUGGAAAGUCUUGAAUUUUAUUGAAAUAAACAUUAUUCCUUCAUGUCCUUUAUUGAUCUUUGUAUUUGUCAAGGGGAAGGACAUCCUGUAUCCCAUUAUCUGUACCUUCGUGUUUAUUUUUCAUAAUGCCAGUGGUCCUUCCUUACCCAUGACUCUUUUAAUCAAAUGAUAAAAUACAAUGCUAAAAUGUGCUGAAACAGUACCUUAAAAAUUAGUUUUUCUUUACUCCAUGGCUGGGCAAUUUGAAGGAGACUGGUUACAUGGUAAUCAUAACUAAUACAUAUUGGAUACUUCAUUGGAUGAUAUGUAUGGACUCUUAGUAUGAAUGCUUUGGUUACCUUUUUUGUGUUUUCUUUAUAAAGUCAGACAAGCUGAUGUUUGAUCUAUUUGUCCCAAUUCAACACCCUUUUGGCCUUCAGUUUUCACACAUGCUUUCUUCACAGUAACCUGGGAAUAGAACUGGUGUAAAUGAAGUCUGUUGGUACCGAUUGACGAUGUGCCGUUGCAGAGAGCAAGUGUGAUACUUCAGGGAGCAGGUUGAUGGAUUUGGACAUUUAAAAGAAUUGUGGGAACCCUGUUCAAAAUGAGCCAUGCACUGUAUAUAGGUUAUUUAAGAACAAACCAGAAAUUCACAGUACUUAACAUGUCUUUUUUUUUUUAAUGUGUUUGCGUUGACUCAUGUAAAUUGUCAUAAAAUGACCAAAUGCGGGUUGGUUGCUAUGUAAGAAUUGGACUGCCUUGGGUUCAGAACAGUUGAAAAAAAUGCGUUAUUGAAAAGAGGCCACAGCUUUUACAUGUGGUUUUAUCUAUAGUAUAGUACGAGUCUGCCCAUAGUGUGCCUGUGAUUAUUCAUAGAUGCCUACUUUGCCUGUCUAACAUCUGAAUGGGCUGGUCAUGUAAAGAUGUAAUUUUCCAACUAUAAAUUAAACAUUUUAAAAAUGUUGGCUCUGAGAAUACAAAGUGCUUGCACACAAGCAAGUAGGAAGCUGUCGCUUCAGCUAAGCGACACCUCUUUCAAACUUGAUACCACAAAUAAAUGCUAUGCUUGAUUUGAUUGCGUCCCAGCUGUGGAGGAAUUCUUCAGGCAAAUUGUGUAGUUUCAAAAGAGGUUUUUGGAGUUUCUCACUAACCUUUUAAAAAGGUUGGUAAUUUGAAGGGCAGGGGGAAUAAAAUGGU
Lampris incognitus (smalleye Pacific opah) is the source of this 2724-nucleotide messenger RNA. It is a transcript of the gene faf2, whose product is annotated as Fas associated factor family member 2. The transcript is spliced from 11 exons. Bases 33 to 1370 code for a protein of 445 amino acids. Gene Ontology annotation, cellular component: endoplasmic reticulum. NCBI's taxonomy places the organism in Eukaryota, Metazoa, Chordata, Actinopteri, Lampriformes, Lampridae. Gene Ontology annotation, molecular function: ubiquitin binding. The record is from RefSeq and is a predicted model, not a curated record.